AUGGAGGGUGGUGGUAGUUUUAGGAUUGGAAGUUCAUCCAUUUGGAGAAACAGUGACGUGGAGAUAUUCUCAAACUCAUUCCACCAAGAGGAUGAUGAAGAGGCUCUCAAAUGGGCUUCCAUUCAGAAACUUCCCACUGUUGCACGUUUGAGAAAGGCUUUGAUCACUUCUGAAGGAGAAGUCAAUGAGAUCGAUGUACAGAAACUUGGGUUGCAAGAAAAGAGAGCUUUACUUGAAAGACUUGUGAGAACUGCUGAAGAGGAUAAUGAGAAGUUUUUGCUCAAGCUCAGGGACAGAAUUGAUAGAGUUGGAAUUAAUCUUCCUACUAUAGAGGUUCGGUUUGAGAACUUGAACAUUGAAGCAGAAGCUCAUGUGGGAACUAGAGCUUUGCCUACCUUCUCUAACUUUAUGGUUAAUAUAGUGGAGGGCCUGUUGAACUCUCUUCAUGUACUUCCAAGUCGAAAACAACAUAUAAAUAUUCUCCAGGAUGUUAGUGGAAUAAUAAAGCCUGGCAGAAUGACAUUGCUUUUAGGCCCUCCAAGUUCCGGGAAAACCACACUCUUGUUGGCCUUGUCUGGAAAACUUGAUCCAAAAUUAAAGUUCUCUGGAAAUGUAACUUAUAAUGGUCACGGGAUGAAUGAGUUUGUACCUCAAAGAACUGCUUCUUAUGUCAAUCAAAAUGAUCUUCAUAUUGGAGAAAUGACUGUUAGAGAAACCUUGGCCUUCUCAGCAAGAGUUCAAGGAGUUGGACCUCGUUAUGACUUGUUAGCGGAGUUGUCCAGAAGAGAAAAAGAGGAAAAUAUCAAGCCUGAUCCAGACAUUGAUGCCUACAUGAAGGCCAUAGCAUCUGAAGGCCAGAAGGCAAAUUUAAUAACAGAUUAUGUCCUAAGGAUUUUGGGGCUAGAGGUUUGUGCUGAUACCGUCGUAGGAAAUGCAAUGUUAAGAGGUAUCUCUGGUGGACAAAGGAAACGUGUUACAACAGGGGAGAUGUUGGUUGGACCAGCUAAAGCUCUUUUCAUGGAUGAAAUAUCCACUGGUUUGGACAGCUCAACAACUUUUCAAAUUGUGAAUUCACUCAAGCAAUAUGUCCACAUUCUCAAAGGAACCACAGUCAUCUCACUCCUGCAGCCAGCUCCAGAGACUUACAAUCUUUUUGAUGACAUUAUUCUACUCUCUGAUAGUCACAUUGUGUAUCAGGGUCCCCGCGAACAUGUGCUUGAAUUUUUUGAAUCAAUGGGAUUUAAAUGUCCUGAGAGGAAAGGUGUGGCAGAUUUUUUGCAAGAAGUGACAUCAAGGAAAGAUCAGGAGCAGUACUGGGCACACAAAGAUCAGCCUUAUAGAUUUGUCACAGCCAAAGAGUUCUCAGAGGCGCAUAAGUCAUUUCAUGUUGGGAGAAGUCUUGGUCAAGAACUUGCUACCAAAUUUGACAAAUCUAAGAGUCACCCAGCUGCAUUGACAACCAAAAAGUAUGGAGUGGGAAAAUGGGAGCUGUUAAAAGCUUGCUUAUCAAGAGAAUAUUUACUUAUGAAGCGCAAUUCAUUUGUCUACACCUUCAAGCUUUGCCAACUUGCUGUAUUGGCAAUUAUUGCCAUGACCAUUUUCCUCCGGACUGAGAUGCACAGAGAUUCAGUGACUCAUGGAGGUAUAUAUGUGGGUGCAUUGUUCUAUGGAGUUGUUGUGACUAUGUUCAAUGGAUUGGCUGAACUUUCCAUGGUUGUUUCAAGGCUUCCUGUUUUCUACAAGCAAAGGGAUUAUCUCUUCUUCCCUUCAUGGGUAUAUGCUCUUCCUGCAUGGAUCCUAAAAAUCCCCAUGACUUUUGUGGAAGUAGGUGUUUGGGUAUUCCUCACCUACUAUGUCAUUGGUUUUGAUCCUUAUGUUGGAAGAUUGUUUAGGCAAUACCUUAUUCUUGCACUAGUUAAUCAAAUGGCUUCAGCAUUGUUCCGAUUAAUUGCAGCAAUUGGGAGGGAAAUGACAGUGGCUCUAACACUUGGGUCGUUUACACUGGCAAUCCUUUUUGCUAUGAGUGGCUUUGUCCUAUCAAAAGACAACAUAAAAAAAUGGUGGCUAUGGGGCUUCUGGAUAUCACCUAUGAUGUAUGGACAAAAUGCUAUGGUAAAUAAUGAGUUCCUUGGGAACAGAUGGAGACAUUUUCUACCUAACUCAACCGAGCCACUAGGAGUUGAAGUUUUGAAAUCCCGGGGAUUCUUCACUCAGUCAUACUGGUACUGGAUAGGUGUUGGGGCUUUGGUUGGUUAUACAUUGCUUUUCAACUUUGGCUACAUCCUUGCUCUCACAUACUUAAAUCCAUUUGGGAAAGAUCGAGCUGUUAUAUCAGAGGAAACUCAAAGCAAUGAGCAGAAUGGUGGCAGUAAAAAGGGAACUAACGUGUUGAAGAACAUAAAAUAUAGCCUUUCUCAGAACUCAAAUAGAGUGGGAAAUGGCGAAAGUAUAAGUGGAAGCACCUCUCCCCGCACUUUAGACGCAAAUCAUAACAGGAAAAGAGGAAUGGUUCUUCCUUUUGAACCUCAUUCCAUCACGUUUGAUGAUGUAACAUAUUCUGUCGACAUGCCAGUGGAAAUGAGGAAUAGAGGUGUUGUUGAAGAUAAAUUGGUUCUUCUGAAGGGUGUCAGUGGAGCUUUCAGGCCAGGUGUUCUCACUGCUUUGAUGGGUGUCACUGGUGCUGGAAAAACAACUCUAAUGGAUGUACUUGCUGGUAGAAAAACCGGGGGAUAUAUUGGGGGGAAUAUCACAAUCUCUGGAUAUCCAAAGAAGCAAGAAACAUUUGCACGGAUUUCUGGAUACUGUGAGCAAAAUGAUAUCCACUCUCCUCAUGUUACUGUAUAUGAAUCCUUGCUUUAUUCAGCAUGGCUUCGUUUGUCCCCAGAAAUCAAUGCUGAAACCAGGAAGAUGUUCAUUGAGGAAGUUAUGGAACUUGUGGAACUAAAACCACUAAGGCACGCAUUAGUUGGAUUGCCUGGUCUUAACGGUCUCUCAACAGAGCAACGCAAAAGGUUGACCAUUGCUGUUGAGCUAGUGGCAAAUCCUUCUAUAAUAUUCAUGGAUGAGCCAACUUCUGGGCUUGAUGCAAGAGCUGCUGCUAUUGUGAUGAGAACAGUUAGGAACACAGUAGACACCGGAAGAACCGUUGUCUGUACCAUCCAUCAGCCAAGCAUAGAUAUAUUUGAAUCUUUCGAUGAGCUUUUGCUAAUGAAGCAAGGAGGGCAAGAAAUAUAUGUGGGGCCACUAGGACAUCAUUCUUCCCAGUUAAUUAGUUACUUUGAGGGAAUCCAAGGUGUCAAUAACAUUAAAGAUGGCUACAAUCCGGCAACAUGGAUGUUGGAAGUCUCAACAUCAGCAAAAGAGAUGGAAUUGGGGAUUGAUUUUGCUGAGGUGUACAAAAAUUCAGAGUUAUACAGGGCAAACAAAGCACUUAUUAAAGAAUUGAGUACUCCAGCUCCCGGUUCCAGAGACCUUUAUUUUCCUUCACAGUACUCAACCUCUUUCCUCACUCAAUGCAUGGCAUGCUUAUGGAAACAACAUUGGUCUUACUGGCGCAAUCCUCUAUACACUGCCAUAAGAUUUCUUUACUCAACCUCUGUAGCUGUUGUUCUUGGUAGCAUGUUUUGGGACCUUGGCUCUAAAAUUGAUAAGCAACAAGAUCUUUUCAAUGCCAUGGGCUCCAUGUAUGCUGCUGUUCUCCUUAUUGGCGUUAAGAAUGCUAAUGCUGUGCAGCCAGUGGUUGCUGUUGAACGAACAGUCUUUUAUAGGGAAAAAGCUGCUGGAAUGUAUUCAGCUUUGCCAUAUGCUUUUGCUCAGGUUGUAAUUGAGCUCCCAUAUGUUCUAGUACAAGCUGUGGUAUAUGGCAUUAUAAUUUAUGCCAUGAUUGGUUUUGAGUGGACUGUGACUAAAGUUUUCUGGUACCUAUUCUUCAUGUACUUCUCCUUCCUGACCUUCACCUACUAUGGCAUGAUGUCAGUGGCAGCGACACCAAACCAACACAUUUCUUCUAUAGUUUCCUCUGCAUUCUUUGCAGUAUGGAAUCUCUUCUCAGGAUUCAUAGUUCCACGACCAAGGAUACCAGUGUGGUGGAGAUGGUACACUUGGGCAAAUCCAGUAGCUUGGAGUUUGUAUGGAUUAGUGGCUUCACAAUAUGGAGAUAUAAAGAAAAGCAUUGAAUCCACUGACGGGAGUACAACAGUGGAAGGUUUUGUAAGAAGUUACUUUGGUUUCAAGCAUGAUUUCCUGGGAGUGGUUGCAGCUGUAACUGUUGCAUUUCCAGUAGUUUUUGCAUUGGUCUUUGCCAUAUCAGUUAAGAUGUUUAAUUUCCAACGGCGUUAAGAACACAUUCGAGUAUUUUGCACAGGAAGCUCUAUGUAACAUUUUGUAAAAAAAUAUCCACAUAGUUUUCUGUAUUCUUUUAUUUACCAAUUAAAUGUAUCAUAGUCGUAAUCCACUAGAGCUCAUCAUAGGUUUAAACUUGUUUCCACUAUUGUACACAGAAAAGAGUGUACCGUAGUCAAUAAUAUAUGUAACACUUGAUAUAUU
Cajanus cajan (pigeon pea) is the source of this 4545-nucleotide messenger RNA. Its product is annotated as pleiotropic drug resistance protein 1. The record is from RefSeq and is a predicted model, not a curated record. Gene Ontology annotation, molecular function: ABC-type transporter activity; ATP hydrolysis activity; ATP binding. Gene Ontology annotation, cellular component: membrane. NCBI's taxonomy places the organism in Eukaryota, Viridiplantae, Streptophyta, Magnoliopsida, Fabales, Fabaceae.